CUGCACAGCACAGACAGACUGCAGCUGAAAAACAGAAGCACAAACUGGGGCUUCACACACAUGUUCCUGGAGAACACACUCAGACACACACUCCAUGACUGUGCUGUCACUGAACUUCUUUUGUUAUAACUAAGCUGUUUUUUUUUUUUCUUCUUACCUACACUUUUUAUGCAGAUUUGCACAACUUUACUGAAGUUUUUUGUCACAUAAUUUUCUCUUUGCUGUGUGUCUUCCACACACUAGCCAUCAUCAUGUGCCUUCUGGCUGCUGCCCUGCUGCUUUCUUUGCUUGAUUCCAUAUCCUGUGUUCAGUUUAUGGCGCCUCUGAACAUGGGAGGAGUUACAGGGCAGGUGCACUUUAACUCCACCUCCCAGAUGGCCACGGUCAACGUGUCUGGCGCUGGUUCCUGUGGUCCACUGAACUUCUCCCUCAGCGUGUUUCCCGUCAUGUAUGGCCAUUAUGCUCAGCCCUGUUCUGAAAAAAAUAUUGGCUCCGGUGUCUUCACCUUCACAGCUGAUCCUGCCUCAAACCCCACCGUCAACGUGUCAGGCCUCUUCGAACAAAGCUCCAACCUGGACGACUUUUCGCUGACUUUGCAGACAUGCAAUGGCACUAAAAUAUGCACGGUUGUUAGUCAGGGUCAAACAGCCAUGACUCGUCAGGCCAGGUUCACCGGACCCAUCGCGGGUAACGUUUACAUACGCUUUAAUCAAGGACUGACCAACCCCAGGCUGCUUACAGACCUAGUAACCAUCGGUCAGGUCAAUGCCUCACAAACCAAUGUCACUCUCUAUGGAUCUACGAGCACCACUGCAACCUGUGGUGUACUUCUUGGAAGCCUAGAUACCUCAGCUUUGACCAAUCUGGGUGUCGUAAAGGUUGGAACUCCCUUAAAACCUGACAAAUCCCGCCUGGACCCGAGCAGCUUCGACAGCAACACUCGCUUUCUCGUCCUCCGCAUAGGGUCAAGCUACAAGUGUGCUCUGAUUUAUGUUAUGGCAGAGAAACAGGUGAGCGCUGUUGUGAAUAUGAAAGGAAUCAAAGGAUACUUCAGCUUCCGUCAGUCUUCCCCGUUUGAUGUGACAGAGCUGAGGGUGAACCUGACCAACUUACAGAUGAAAGUCGGCCCUUAUCACGUCCACAUGUUUUCUGUCCCCUCAGUCAGGUCGCCUUCAUCAAGCCGCUGUUCGAAUGAUAAUGUGGGUGGCCACUGGAAUCCAUUCCGUGUCAACACAAAUGACCCAGCUUACCCGAGAGUGCCAGGUUCAACCCACGACAUGUAUGAGAUCGGUGACCUCAGUGCCAAGCACAUGUCCCUUGCAGGUAAAAACGAGACAGACGCAAUGUUCACAGACUUCAGCCUCCCUCUGUUUGGACAGAACAGCAUCGUAGGUCGCUCAGUUGUGAUUCACCAAACAGAUGGGGCCAGGUACGUUUGUGCCAGCAUUAGCUAUCCCGGUGAAGUGACCGUUGGGAGAGCCAUAUUUCGGAGCCCUGUGGUUGGUGAGAUCUGGUUCACUCAGCUGGCGAACAACCCUCUGUCUGACGUAUCCAUCUUCAUGGAUCUCUCAUAUGGAAAUCCCUCAAUGACACCAACCAGAAACCACAACUGGCAUGUUCACACCUACCCCAUCAGCUCAGAAAGGGACGAUGAUGAAAGACGCUGCAGCACAGCAGGAGGACACUGGAACCCCUUUAACAUCAGCACAGGAGACAGCAGCUAUGCCCUCCACUGUGGCCCGUCCCGUCCCUUAUCCUGUGAGGUGGGAGACCUCUCCAACAAACACAGCACCAUUAACCUUGGCACCAGUAUGGGCAGAGUGGAAGCAAAGAAUUUCUUCACUGAUGUCACUUCCUGGCUGUCCGGGUCAGCCAUUAUUGGUCGUUCUGUGGUCAUCCAUCAAGCAGAAAGAGGAGGACCAAGGAUUGCUUGUGCAAACGUCACAAAGGUGCGGGUCCCCAGAGCUAGUUUAGGAGCCUGGUUUGGCUCCCAGAUUCCAGGUGGACAGGUCCACUUCUUCCAGGCUGUCCCACAAGGCCCCACGACUAUAAAUGUAUCCCUGACAAACCUGAACUCCAUGGCUGGGGGUUACCAUAUUCAUAUACUGCCUGUCAAACCUGGCAGUGCCGAUCCCUGCUCCAACGCAAACAUCAUGGGCCAUUUCAACCCGUUAACCUUCAACCAUUCAAACAGCCCCGCACCUGGAGCUGGCACAGUGGACCAAUAUGAGAUUGGGGACAUUGCUGGAAAGUUUGGGAAGCUGACUGGCCUAAACGAGUCUCAAGCUGUAUACAUGGAUCCCGACAUGCCAUUAACUGGACCCUACAGCAUCGUGGGGAGGUCGCUGGUGAUUCACUCCUCAAGUAACGGAUCAAGAAUGUGGUGUAGCAACAUCUUAGCUGACAGAGAUGCAGAUGGACAAUGGACCAUUGCCAAGGCUGUUUUCAACGGCACAGUGACUGGGACGGUCAAACUGCGCCAGCAGAUGUUUCCUGAUGGGAGUAGCAGUGACAUCACAAUGGAGGUGGCCCUUCAAUCAUCGACACAAUCCAGACAAAAUCUAACUGUUGCAUCCAUGUACAUCACAAGCAACCGGGUCAACGAAACCAGCCAGUGCAGCCGGGUCGGAGACACAUUCAAUCCCUUCAAUAUGACGUCAAUGAGCUCCAGCUGUUCACUAUUAAACCCUCUGAGCUGUGUGGUGGGAGAGGUGUCAGAAAGACAUGGUGACGUCAGCCUGACUCAGAGGCAGCUGUACACUGACAGCAUCACCCAGCUCUCUGGAGACCACACAGUGGUGCACAGGUCUGUAAUGCUAAAGAACGGAGACAGCAUCAUGGCAUGUGCCGACAUCCUCCCAGAAUCCCCUUCAGCAGAGCAGACCUUUCCCAACGUGACGGCCUUUAGUAGAUUUGACUUCCGUAGGAGGGUUGCAGAUGUCCUGGAGUUGGACAUGGCGAGAGUCACCAUCCUGUCGGGCUCUCCAAUAUAUGUAGCUGAUGGAAAGUGCCAGCAAGUUGCCUUCAUGGUGUCUGGGGAUGUCAGCUCACAAAGUCUGGAGUCUGUCAAAACCAGCGACAAGAUGGGCAUGUUCAAAGAGUCUGACACAUGUAGUAGAAAUGUGGGGCUUUCACGAGGUCUGCUGCUGCAACCAGGAACUUUCCUUCUUGGUUUGAUGUUUGCUGCCGCCUGCCUGCUGCCAUCUACAGUCCAUUCAUAGCUCAGAUCCUGCCACAUCGUGCACCAUCAGUGGGGAAACAUGGAUCCUCAUAUUGUAAAACUGUGAAUAUGUUUAUGAAAUGUAGCCCACCAAAUGAUACGAUGGUCAUCUGAUUAAUCAUCAGGAAAAUAACCGUGUUUCUUUGUACAACUUUUUGUAGUAAUCAUUUUAGGUAACAAGCUAUUCAUUAACUGUUGGGUAUGGCCUUUUAGAAUAUUUUUUUUGCAACAUAUAUUGCUUAUAUUUUAUUCAUCUAGACAGGGUAGGGUAAAGUUAAUGUUGUACAUUUUCAGAUACCCUGAUUUUCUUCCCUUUUUAUGCACCGUCCACUUCUUUAUGUCAAAAUCAGUGUAAAUAUCUUGAAAACUGUGAAUAAAUACAAUAAUG
Centropristis striata (black sea bass) is the source of this 3608-nucleotide messenger RNA. RefSeq names its product Copper-only SOD repeat protein (gene cusr). The record is from RefSeq and is a predicted model, not a curated record. Gene Ontology annotation, biological process: superoxide metabolic process. NCBI's taxonomy places the organism in Eukaryota, Metazoa, Chordata, Actinopteri, Perciformes, Serranidae. The transcript is spliced from 10 exons. Gene Ontology annotation, molecular function: metal ion binding. Bases 252 to 3221 code for a protein of 989 amino acids.